Molecule: messenger RNA, 645 nt
Organism: Morus notabilis
Lineage: Eukaryota; Viridiplantae; Streptophyta; Magnoliopsida; Rosales; Moraceae
Product: casparian strip membrane protein 3
Exons: 3
Coding region: 1-645 (214 amino acids)
Source: RefSeq, a predicted model, not a curated record
AUGGAGGCGAAACAGAGUGAUGACGCAGCUGUACUUAUUCCAAAGCCCGAGUCCAAAGGAAAAGCCGUCGUAGACGCUCCUCCUCCUCCUCCUGUGGCUGUAGCCGCCAGGAAAGCCACCGUGCUCCGAAGAGUAGGAUGGAAAAAAGGCGUCGCGAUAUUUGACUUUGUUCUAAGGAUCGGUGCCGCUGCAGCGGCUUUUGCUGCUGCUACCGCCGUGGGGCAGGCGGAACAGGUUCUUCCAUUCUUCACGCAGUUCCUGCAGUUCCACGUCGAGUUCACUGAUCUUCCAACUUUAACGUUCUUCGUGGUUGCAAAUGCAACCGCUGGAGGGUAUCUUGUCCUCUCAUUGCCCUUCUCUAUAACAUGCAUUAUUCGUCCUCACAAAGUUGGUCCAAGGCUUUUCCUCAUCAUCUUAGAUUCGGUGAUGACUGCUCUCACUAUCGCAGCUGCCGGCGCCACGACCGCGAUCAUGUACUUAGCUCAUAACGGGAGUACGGACGCCAAUUGGCUGGCUGUGUGUCAGCAGUACACUGACUUUUGCCAGCAAGUCACCGGCGCUGUGGUGGCUUCUUUCGUCGCGGCAGUGUUUCUCAUAUUAUUGGUUGCGGUUUCUGCCUUCGCACUGAAAAGAAGUUCCCAUUAA